AUCCCAGCUUCUCUGAGAAAGGCAACGCUGAUUAUCAUGAUUAACUGAUGCUCCUUGCAGGUGUUUAGUCUUGGUAAAGCCAGAACUGGUUUCCCCAUACUGGAAUUAACUCCCUGGCCCUGUUGCUCCACGUGCUUUUAUUGACACUUCACGGCAACAUGUCAGCUGUUGCAGGUUCACUCCCAGCAUCUUGCAGUUGUGGUGGAAUCAGGAAUGCACAGAGAAGGUCACUGAAGGGUAACUUAAGUGCCAUGGACCUGAACAUGGAGACUUUGGCGCAAAAGAGGGGAGCCAUUCCUGCUCAUUUGCUGCCACUGAUACAUCCAAGAGACAAGGAGCUGUAAAGAGCACAGGAAUAAAGAGCAGGAGUGGAUGUCAAGAGAAAGGCAAGUAGGUGGCACGGAGGAUGGGAAGCAAAGAAAAAAAUGCCUGGGUAAUGUGGUACUAGAUCUUAAAUGCUGCUCAGUAGGCCUGAAUUGGAUCCUUUUGUGACACCAUCAUAUAACACAUGGAUUUGUAAAUGGAAGCCACGGGCAAUUUGGGAGACAGCGUGAAGAGAGCUGCGUAUCUUAUCUGUGAACAGCUCCCGUGCUUAAUCCAAAGACUGAAAUAUGUAAGCAUUAUCUGGUCCUAUAAAGUGACACAGAAAGGUGAGGUGAAUCCCUUUUCAGAUGCUUUUUAUUUUAAUAGAUCGUUCCCUUAACAGCUUAGAUUAGUCAAAUAUUCAAGAUUUUCAAGCUUGAAAGGAAAAAAAAUCCUUAAAAGACCUUUGCUGUUGUUGUUUUGUUUGCUUUUUUUUUUUUUAACAGUGAUCUUGGCACAACUGCUGGCCUUUGCUGUCUGACACUUUCAGCAAGAGGUAAAUUACAUAGACUAUAGAGUAAAUUUUGUUGAGAUAUGCCUUUUUCUUAAGAAUUUUUUUAAGGUUUACUUCAACAUUUAAAUUGAGAUUACAGUUAACUUCUUUUGAAUGUUCCAUCCUAGAAAGUCAAACAACUUGAUGCAAUUUUGUUGGACAGUUUAAUUUAAAAACGUGUGUUAAAGAAUGUACUGGGAAAUUCCCAGAGAAUGGGAGAGACUCCUAUGUUGGUCUUUAUGCAAGUGGCCAUUGUUCUGUUGCUGCUGUUUAGUUGUUUUCUCGACUUUUAUUCGAUUUAAGGUAAGAUCAGUUCUUGUCCUGCCUUUUUGUUUCCAUGCACCAAGCCUGAUCUGAUUUCCUUGGAAUCUAACUUUUCCUGAAAUGCAAAGGGAAGAAUGCACCUGGUGCUACUGAGGAACUUGCAGACACUUGGGGGAACUCGUCUCUGAGUUUUCACCUAGGUCUUAAUACCCUUCAGUAAGCUGGUGAAAUGUUUCUACAGGGCAGAGUACCCCAAAUUACUCAUGCCAGGACUUGGCAAAACCAAACUAAAUUCAAAGCUUAAGAAAAGGGAAACUAUAGCACCUUUCCUGCUCUGAGGGAUUUCUUUUCUAACAGUUCUUUCAUCGUUUGUUCCUGUGAUACAGAAUCAUCAUUGUGCCUUAUACAAUUACCAGCUUAAAUCCAAAGGGAACUGGAAAAUUUGUGUCACCUUAUUUAAAGCAGUGAGGACAAAAGAAUACAGACAGAGCAAAACUCCCUCCCCAUUUCUCUUCAAUCUACUGCAAGGAUAGCAAGAGCCACUGAGUGCUUGACUUCAGCAGAAUUAGCCCUCUGAAAGCCACAUGGUAUCAAGAUCAAUUGAUGUGAUGCCAUUUAGUGUCUCUGCCAACUGUCAGUAUACAUGGCUGCCUAUCUCAACCAUGCCACGUGAAGGCCGUGUGCUGAUACCUUUCAUGUUGGGCAGCCUGCAGCUCUCCAGCUAUGUACUCAUUCUAGAUGAAGUUAGACUCAGUGAGGGCAAUGCAGGUGGCUCAUCCUCAUACACAGCAUGCAAUGGCAGGCUUGGGUCAAAAGACCUCAUGGAACUGAGUCAGUAACCAUCAGGAACCUGCAGGCCUCUGCUGACACAAAAUCUCCGUAGUGAAGUUCUCCAAAAUUACUGGAGACCAUACUGAGUUGUCUUUUAACCUGCCUGUCUAGAAGCUUACUAUCCUGUGUUAUUAGGAGUAAUGCCUGUAAACAGUGACGUGCAGUGGAAAAAGCUGCAGGAAACAAAAGAGCAAGUGAUACCUGGGUUCGCUGAGAAUCAGACUCCCCACUCUGAGCAGCAUGAAAGCUGUACUGCAUCUAGCAGCAACUGUGUGCUUAGUUUGGGUGACUCAUACCUGGUUGAUCUAACAGUGCGAUAGGUAAAUCUCAUCCAGUCCGAGUCAUCAACUGGCACCACUGGGAUGGAACCUUAGUCACCUUAAGCACAGUCACUCUCCCAGCCAUUUCCCUGAGCUUAUUAUCCUUACUGAGUGUCCAAUCUUCCUCCUGUCCUAUCCUAGGAGUCAUGCAUCCCCUGAGGUCACCGGGAAGGUGACAGGGUAGGAACACUCCACACCUUGCAGCAUCAGGAGACAGGAACUCCUGAAUCAUGGGAAGAGCACCCCGUGCACAUAACUAUCUGCAACUUAGGAUACACUGAUGAUUCCUGUUUACACUGUGAGCCUCUCCUGCUGCAUCUGUGGAUAUAGAUAUCGUGGACUGUUCUUCUGUAGGCCUCUACCAAAGCUCAUCUUAUCAGUUCCAGAACAUCCGUCUCACCUGUGAAGACUACUUUGAGCCUUGACCCCACCUGCUUCAGUCCUUGAAGGCUCUGCGGCUCGGUGCCACCUGCAAGCUUUGCAGCGGCGGUCGCCGCGGGGUCCAUGAGGCCCGGGCUCUCGGCUCGCCCCGGCUCCGGCAGCGCCCUGGUGCGGCGGCGGUGAAAUGGGGGGCAACCUGGGCUGCCACCGCUCCAUCCCCCGGGACCCUGCCGACCUGUGCCACAGCCGCAAGUUCAGCGCGGCGUGCAACUUCAGCAACAUCCUGGUCAACCAGGAGAGGCUCAACAUCAACACGGCCACCGAGGAGGAGCUGAUGACUCUGCCCGGGGUCACCCGAGUGGUGGCCCAGAACAUCGUGGAGUACCGCGAGUACAUCGGUGGCUUCAAGAAGGUGGAGGACUUGGCGCUGGUGAGCGGGGUGGGGGCGGCCAAGCUGGAGCAGGUGAAGUUCGAGAUCUGCGUGAGCAGUAAGGGCAGCUCGGCGCAGCAUUCGCCCAGCUCCCUGCGGAAGGACCCGGCCUCCGAGCACCACCUGUCCGCCACCAAGAUCAACAUCAACACCGCCACGCCAGCGCAGCUCAUGAGCAUCCGCGGCGUCACCGAGAAGAUCGCCAACAGCAUCGUGGACUACCGCAAGGAGCACGGGCCCUUCAAAAGUAUCGAGGACCUGGUGAGGAUGAACUGCAUCAAUUCCUCUUUCCUAGACAAAAUCCGGCAUCAGAUUUUUGCAGAGAGGUCUCGACCCCCUUCAACGAACACCAACGGCGGCCUCAACUUCACAGCCAAGCCUCAUCCCAGCCCCACUUCUCUCAGCCUCCAGAGUGAGGACUUGGAUUUUCCCCCUGGGGGCCCAACCCAGAUCAUCUCCACUCGCCCCUCUGUGGAGAUGUUCGGCGGGCUGAGGGAUGGCAGACCGGUGCUGAGGGUGGCUACGUGGAACCUGCAGAGCUGCUCCAUUGAGAAAGCCAACAACCCAGGUGUGCGGGAGGUCAUCUGCAUGACGCUGCUGGAGAACAGUAUCAAGCUUUUGGCUGUGCAGGAGCUGCUUGAUAGAGAAGCACUGGAAAAGUUUUGUAUGGAGCUGAACCAGCCGACGCUGCCAAACAUCCGCAAGUGGAAGGGCCCUAGAGGAUGUUGGAAGGGUGUUGUUUCCGAAAAGCCCUCAGGCCAGCUACCUAAGGGAGUCGAAUAUUCUGGUUUUCUCUGGGAUACAACAGCUGGCAUUGAGCUCAAAGACGCUUCUUUUCAGGAGAAUGUACAGACUAAUGGCAAUGGGAGACACUCGUAUCCUCACCCAUAUAUUGCACAUUUCAAGGUUGGGAUGAAUGACCUAACGCUGGUUAACCUUCACCUGGCCUUGGCUCCUGCAGUGGGGGACAACGCAGGGAAGAACCACGACAGCCACAAACUAGCAACCUUUGCACAGACUUUGCAGGAGACUCUGAAAGGGGAAAAAGAUGUGAUCAUCCUGGGAGAUUUUAACCAGGCUCCCGACAGCAGCGACCAUGACAUUCUGAGGAAGGAGAAGUUCCAUCACUUGGUCCCUUCAAAUACGUUUACUAACAUCAGCACAAAGAACCCCCAGGGAUCGAAGUCGCUGGACAACAUGUGGAUCAGCCGGAGUUUGAAGAAGGUUUUCACAGGCCACUGGGCUGUUGUGCGAGAAGGUCUUACAAACCCGUGGAUCCCUGAUAACUGGUCCUGGGGUGGAGUAGCCUCAGACCACUGCCCUGUGCUAGCUGAAUUUUACAUGGAAAAGGACUGGAACAGGAAGGAGGUGACGCGGAAUGGAAACGGGGUGACCGUUGAGCGCGACUCGAACACUAAACACGAACGAUGACGUGAACGGGAGGAGCCAGCCCAUAGCCCCUGUUCCAGGGGUCAGCCCAUAGCUCUGCUUGCUGGUGACUCAGCUGUGGAGCGGAAGAGCUGCUUCCCCCUCUCCUUCCUUCACCUGUCCUCCCCACGUCCAGAAAGCAUCAGCACUUGCCUCCGCUGGCUCUCGCUCUGCGCCCUUCACGGACAGCUCUGGGGUGUCCCAGGGCAGUAGAGCAGCCCGUAACUUUUUAUAGGGAUGCGAUGGACCCAUCUCCAUGCCUGGAGAUUUGGAUGAGAACUGUACAGAAAAUAAAGUGUACUUUUAAUACUGUGUAGGAUUUUGGCUAAAAUGCAGCCAGGCGGGGCUUUGCUGUGGGGGUGUUUGUGAUGGUUAAUUUCUUUGCUUCCUUGUGAACUGAGGGGAAUAGCAGAGGGCACACAAAGAUUCGCUCUGUGGAUAUUCUUGGCAAUUCCUAUGUGAGCUCAGCACUUGCAAAAGCUGCUAAUUCUGGGAAGCAAGAGAGGUGCUGGACCCUUACAUGACCAGAAGGCCCUGCAUGGUCCCUAUGGCCCAGAGAAGCACCAUGCCUCCUCAGCCCAUUGUCAAUAUGGGCACCUUUCUUCCUCCCCUUCCUCUCUCUGUGCUUCUGGGAAGGGUGCAUUUUGUCCCAGAAGGGAGUUGUGGAGCCUGGUUUGGCUUUUAGCUUGCUGUGCAGCAUUCACUGCUAUUUUUCCCUGUGUGUUAACUUUCAGGAGCUGGGAAAACUCUGACUCAUGCCUUUGUGGAACUUGGUUCACUCCUUUACCCACCGACACUGGAGGCAAUGCCCUUUGCCUUGCUUCCUGCUGGGGAUCUCACAGGAAAAACCCUACUCCUCUGGCACAGCAACUGCAGCAGAUUUCUUGAGCAAGAAGGGAGGAUCAAAAAGGAGGGCAUGCAGCGCCUGGCUCUGCUCAUUGGUUCUUCAGGGAGCUGUAUUUUCUAUUGCUCCUCCUGGAAGGCAGCACUGCAUCCAGUGCCUGAGCCCAUGGGCCACUUUCAGGCACCACAGCACAGAGUCUGAGUGCAGUGUACGAUGAUGACGUACACAGCAAUGCUGGAUGGUGAGCUCAUAGGUUCUCCUAUGGAGGUUUGUUUCUGUGCAUGUCCUGACUGGGGAGCACACCAGCCAACAAGGUGCCUGAGAGAGAGCAUUCAAUUCCCCAGGUGGUGACAUUGUAAAGUAGCAAUUAACAGUCAGUGACCUGGAGGGGAAAUCGUAAGGACUGGAAAAAGCAACUCAGCACCUUCAGGAGCAAAACAUGGGUGUGAGGAGUGCAGAGCUCCUGCCAGCCCAGCACGUUUCAUGCUGAGUGAAAAGGAAAGCUCUCUGAUGUGCCUGGUAGUGCUGUCAAAAGAUGCUCCUGACAGCAGUGCCAAGCCAAGGGGACAUGCUAAAUGAGGGCUGCACAGCUUGGUUAGUGGAACUGGAAUAACAGCCUCGUUUCAGGAAGCAACAACUUGCAUGGAAACUCAGAUGGAUGAAUAUGUCAAACUGUGUGUCUUAAUUUCUGUACAGAAUUAAAGAUGGAGCAGGGUGGGAUAGCCGGGGUGUGGACUCUGCUCUCCAACCUCUUCAGCCCCGUGAGCUGCAGUCCUGGGGGUGCAGGUGGGGAGUGGGAAUCUCUUUGUCAUGACACAGCUGGACAGCCUGCUGUUCUUGCUCCUCUCAGAUCACAGUGAAAACCGUUGGUUAGAAGGAAGGUGAUGAUGGCACAGGUCGAAGAAGUGAGCUCAGAUCAGUGGGCCCUGAAGAGCAAAGAGGUUAUUGCAGGAAACAGAGUGGUUUGGAGUCCUGCAGCGAGGUACCGCUGGCUUUUGGGCACAGCAACAAGUGCUGUCAGGAUGGA
Messenger RNA from Lagopus muta (rock ptarmigan), 6381 nucleotides. RefSeq names its product endonuclease/exonuclease/phosphatase family domain containing 1 (gene EEPD1). Gene Ontology annotation, biological process: DNA repair. Gene Ontology annotation, molecular function: DNA binding; catalytic activity. The record is from RefSeq and is a predicted model, not a curated record. Gene Ontology annotation, cellular component: plasma membrane. NCBI's taxonomy places the organism in Eukaryota, Metazoa, Chordata, Aves, Galliformes, Phasianidae. The transcript has 10 exons. Bases 2837 to 4513 code for a protein of 558 amino acids.